Molecule: messenger RNA, 537 nt
Organism: Juglans regia (Persian walnut)
Lineage: Eukaryota; Viridiplantae; Streptophyta; Magnoliopsida; Fagales; Juglandaceae
Product: disease resistance protein RUN1-like
Exons: 1
Coding region: 1-537 (178 amino acids)
Biological process (GO): defense response
Molecular function (GO): ADP binding
Source: RefSeq, a predicted model, not a curated record
AUGGAAAGAAAUGAUACUGUCUGCAUGGUUGGGAUAUUCGGAAUAGAUGGAAUUGAUAAGAAAAACAUUAGAAAAACUUCAAAACAAGAAAAAGGUUUGAUUUGGCUACAAAAUACACUUCUAUAUGAGAUCUUGGGAGAAAAUUUGGAUGUUCGUGAUUUUGAUAGAGGCAUCAAUGUGAUUAGCCAUAGACUUCACUCUAAAAGGGUUCUCCUAAUUCUAGAUGAUGUGGAUGAGUUGAAACAACUAGAAACAUUAGCUAGAGAUCGUAAAUGGUUUGGUCUAGGAAGUAGAAUCAUUGUAACAACAAGAGAUCAACAUUUAUUAAAUAUCUCUAAAGUUGAUUCAAAAUACGAGUUGAAGAUUUUGGCAAACAAUGAGUCUCAUAAGCUCUUUAGAUUGCAUGCUUUUGAGAAAGAGGAACCACUUGACGGUUAUGCAGAAGUCUUUGAACAAGUCAUGCAAUAUGCUCAAGGUCUUCCACUAGCUUUAACAGUGUUGGGUUCAAAUCUAAAAGAUAAAACCAUUCGUGAAUGA